Messenger RNA from Clonostachys byssicola, 393 nucleotides. The record is from the annotation of a GenBank genome assembly. Lineage: Eukaryota; Fungi; Ascomycota; Sordariomycetes; Hypocreales; Bionectriaceae.
AUGUAUCCGCUCUCAAUUCACACUCCCGGCUGGCACGGCGAAGGCAAGACCCCCGUCGUAGAUGGGAAAUACAUCGACCGCAAGACUGGAAAGCUCUGCACUGCCGCCGACGAUGACCACCAAGAGUACGAAGGCCCGCCCGCCGUCGAUGUCAUCGUCAAGAGCCAGCACGCGGACACUACUCACUGCACCUAUCGCCAGGCCCUCGCGUACCCGAUGGAAGCCAUCCUGGCCUGCAUGAUGAAGGUUGUCGCCAAGGAAAAGCUCGAAAUCGACUCGGUCAUGGCGACGCCGUACGCGAUCCGAAUCAUCAUCUCGCAUGAACUGACGGAGAACAAGUUUUAUGAGCUUGCUAUGAGCAUGUGUAAUGAUGUGGAUGUGGAGCCUGCCUAA